This is a messenger RNA of Anopheles coustani, 3011 nucleotides long. RefSeq names its product eukaryotic translation initiation factor 3 subunit B (gene eIF3b). Gene Ontology annotation, cellular component: eukaryotic translation initiation factor 3 complex. The coding region runs from base 73 to 2124 and encodes 683 amino acids. Gene Ontology annotation, biological process: translational initiation. The transcript is spliced from 5 exons. Gene Ontology annotation, molecular function: RNA binding; translation initiation factor binding; translation initiation factor activity. Lineage: Eukaryota; Metazoa; Arthropoda; Insecta; Diptera; Culicidae. The record is from RefSeq and is a predicted model, not a curated record.
AACGUCGCGAAAUUUUCUUUGCACGGUCGCUUCGGAUUUUUCGCUUUUACCGACCGAUUUCAGCAUCCCAGGAUGGCUAAAAAGAAAGGCGAAGACCAGGACUUCGAGGAGGAGCCGAACUUCGAAGAUCCGGAGGGAUUCGUGGACGAUGUGUCCGACGAAGAAUUGCUCGGUGAUUUUCUGAAGCAAAAACCGUGCGAAUCGGACGGAGUGGAGAAUGUGGUGGUGGUCGAUAACAUCCCCGUCGUCGGUGCCGCUCGCUUCCCCAAGCUGAAGGGUAUCCUGGAGAAGAUCUUCAAGAAUGCCGGCACGAUCGUGAACGUGCACUACCCGAAGGACGAGGAGGACAACACCAAGGGGUACGCGUUCAUCGAGUACAAGAACCAGGAGAGUGCGGAAGAGGCGGUGAAAGCAUUGAACAACUACCGACUCGAUAAGCACUACACGCUGCUGGUGAACCGGUUUUCCGAUUUCCAAAAGUACUCGGACAUCCCGAAGGAAUGGUCCCCGCCGGAGCCGCAACCGUACAAGGUGCAGAACGAUCUGUACAACUUCCUGGUGGAACCGGAGGCGCAAGAUCAGUUCUGUGUGGUGUCGGAAACGGUUCCAGGCUCGGUACAGGUUCAAUUCUGCCAGAACACACAACCUGAACCGACGGAAUUGCUCAAACGAGAGCGCUUCACGGACACUUACGUCAAGUGGUCACCGAAGGGAACGUACAUCGUGACUUUCCAUAAGCAGGGUGUCAUCAUCUGGGGUGGAUCGAGCUUCGUGAAAGUGAACAAGUUCGCGCACAGCGGUGCCCAGUUCGUGGACAUUUCACCCUGCGAGCAGUACUUGGUAACGUACGGACCGAAUGGGCAGAAGAUUGUCAUCUGGGACAUUCGCACCGGUGCCGAGAAGCGUGCGUUCGUUUCGGACGGAAUGUCGAACGCGUCGAUGCUGCGCUGGUCGCACGACGAUCGCUACGUGGCGCGUUUGAUCGACAGCCAGAUUCAGAUCUACGAUACGACCACCUUCUUCCUACUCGACAUGAAGUCCAUCAAGGUGGAGGGUAUCCGUAACUUUAGCUGGUCGCCGACGGACAACACCAUCGCCUACUGGGUUGCGGAGGAAAUCGAUGUCCCGGCGAAGGUAACGCUGCUUGCCAUCCCGAAGAAGAUCGAGCUGCGCACGAAGAACUUGUUCAACGUGGCCGAUUGCAAGAUCCACUGGCAAAAGUCGGGCGACUACCUGUGCGUCAAGGUCGAUCGAUUCUCCAAGUCGAAGAAGGACAAGAAGGACAAGAAGGACUCGGACGUGAAGUUCCUCGGUAUGUUCUACAACUUUGAAAUCUUCCACAUGCGCGAGAAGGACAUUCCAGUCGAUUCGGUCGAGGUAAAGGAGACGAUUCUGGCGUUCUCCUGGGAACCGGUCGGCUCCAAGUUUGCCAUCAUCCACGGCGAACCAUCGUCGGCCAGCGUCAGCUUCUACGAGGCGCGCAAGGGCCAAGAACCGACGAUGGUAAAGAAGCUGGAGAAGAAGGUCUGCAGUCACAUGUUCUGGUCACCACGGGGGCAGUUUAUCGUGCUGGCGAACCUCUCGAUGGGUGCGUUCGAGUUUGUGGAUACGAACGAUUUUACCAUCAUGAAGACUGGCGAUCACUAUCGCGCAUCGGAGGUCGAGUGGGAUCCGACCGGGCGGUACGUUGUGACGGGCACGUCUGGCAAGGCAAAGGAAGAUCAGGGCUACUAUAUGUGGUCAUUCCAGGGGCGCAUUCUGAAGCGUAUCAAUCUGAAGAACUUCAUGCUGUUCCUGUGGCGUCCACGUCCCGCGACCCUCCUGACGGAGGCUAAGCAGAAGGAGAUCCGCAAGAAUCUGAAGAAGUACUACACGCAGUUCGAAACCAAGGACCGUCUGCGCAUGACGCGUGCCUCGAAGGAGUUGAUUGAGAAGCGGGCGAAAUUGCGCGAGCAGUUCACCGAGUACCGCACGAAGCGCGUCAAGGAGUGGGAGGAACAGAAGUACCGCCGUAUGCAGCUGCGUAACAAUAUUGACACUGACACACUGGAGGCUGAUCCAGAUAACGUUGAGGAGGAGAUUGUAGAGAUACUUAUUCGCGAAGAUACCACCGUCCUCGAGUAAUCCGUAGAAGGUGCACGGUUGGCGUUGUUAGGAGCAGCCGUCAACAUUCUUCCCUCACGCUGGUGUGGCCGCUUUCGUUCCGGAGAGCGCUGUCACACGUCUGGGGAUCUUUUACUGUGGUGGGAGGUGCGUAACAAGCGCCGCAAGAAAGCAACCGAUCGGAAACACACGGCAAUAACACCACACCCGGUGUGAACACAGUCGCACAUUUAGGCCGAAGAUUCCUUCCUUUCUGACGUGAGCUCCGGGAAUCUUCAGCGCGUUUCAGUGUGCGUUUUACCAUCAGUGUGUGCCGUGUUUCAGAACAAUUCAGUCUCGGUGUCGUUCAAGUGUAUCUGCACAAAAAAAGGGAUCCAGCACAUAACUGCUGUACGUUGUGCAUCGCGUUCAAUGGUAUCAGAACAUCUUCCAUCCGUAGCAGAAACAACAGAUUCACAAAACUGCAUAACAAACAACAACAACAACAACAACAAGAUCCAUUUAUUGCGUCAAUAAACAACAACCGCGGUGGCGCAGCGAAACGAGACUGACCUAACAGUGAACCGUUCGGAUUUGAUACAAACGAGGGUAAAAACAAAACUUUCAUUAGCUAACUGUGGAAUUUAUACUGUAAGCUGAAGUGUGCUGUAGUUUUACUCAGGACAAUUCGGGAAUAAGGAUAAAGUGAGUUCGUCGCCGUACGACACGCCGGUAAACCCGAGCAGCAGUAAAACACACACACAAUCCAUCAAUUGAUUCGAACACUUACUAUUACUCUUCAGUAUGGUAAUUAAUAUUAAAUAUAAUAUGCUAUUGUAUGAUACGUCAUUGAACAGAACCGUAGGGAGUGUUUUUCUCCGUAGCUUUGAAUACUUUCCGAAAAACAAAAACAGCUGACCGGCGUUGGU